AUGGAGCCCGAGAUGCUUGAGCCCUCUUGGUCAUUCUAUGGAGGCAUAAGCUCAAUUUUUGAUCAAGUUGAGUCUUUUGACUUCAACAUGGAUACUUCAGUGUUCACUGCUUCAGAGGAUACUUGUUCUGAGAUUGCUUCCAAUCUCCCCUUUCCUUCUACCAUCUUCCUCGAUAAUCAUGUCUACUGUACAAUUGAUGAGAACAGCCUUCAAUUCCCAUCAUUGAUUGAUGAUUUCUCCAUGGAUCUUGAUGGUUUUGAUCCCACUUUGAGUUCUCAAAGUCUGGCAAACCAUGGAUCUGCACAAGAGCUUGAGGGAAGCUUUCCUUCAAAGAAAUUGUGUUUUGAGACAGAAGAUGUUUGGACUUUGGAGUCCAACCCCAUCUACGCAACCAGACAUGUCUACACCAUCAGUCAUCAUACCAGCAGAGGACGUGGAGAUGGAGAACCAGUUGAGUCUUCCUCAUGUUCUGGAAGCCAUUGGAGAAGCCUUAGAGCAAGGACAGAACACACUUGCACAAGUGAUUCUGAGACGCAUCAGCCACAAAAGCAAGGGAUUUUCAUCAAACGGGAGGCCAGCAAAAGCUUCUUCCACGCUUUUAAGGCUAUCUACCAAGGCCUCCCACACGGCAAAACUGCUCAUUUUGCGGCCAAUUCAGCAAUUCUGGAUUCCAUACCAGCUGAUUCAGAAGUCAUACAUUUAAUAGACUUUGAUAUGGGAGACGGUUGUCAAUGGCCUCCAUUGGUGGAGGCUAUCGCUCAACUGCACAAAACUUUGAAAUUGACGUCAAUAAGACACGAAGAAGAGGACAAUCUUGAUGCUGAUUUUGCUUCAACCCAAUGGAAAUUUAAAGAAACCAGAAGGAAGCUCUAUGAGCAUGCCAAAUCAUGUGGUUUGAAGUUGAAUGUGGAGGAAAAGAGUAUAGAGGAAUUGGCGACAGAUCUCAAGAAAUUGAACAAAAGGGGAGGGUAUGGAAAUGGAAAGAGAAGUUUUGUGACCUUCAAUUGCAGGGCGGGUCUUCCACAUAUGGGGAGGGUCAGAAGUAGAAACCAUGUCUUGGAAUUCCUUAGGGUAGCAAAAGAUUUCAUCAAAAGCGCACCUUCUAACAGGGGAAUUAUAGCUUUUGGUGAUGGAGAAGCCUGUGAGAAACUGAGAAACAGCAACAACUUCUUGUCAUUCUUCAAUGGCCAUCUGGUGCAUUACCAUGCUUCUUUAGAAUCCAUAGAAUCAAAUUUCCCAUCCCAAUUCUCGGAGGCAAGAACAGCUAUGGAGAAUCCAUUCGUAGCGCCGUGUAUAUCUUGUGAGGAUUGGUUUCAUAAGUGGGACGAGAUGAGACAAGACGGAAAUCUUCAAGCAGAAAUAGAUUUAGGGGGUGGAAGCUUGAGGGAAGAGACAUUAACGGAAGUUGGAGAAAUGCUGAGAGGAAUGGAAGGGUGGUAUGAGGUUAAGAUUGAAGGCAAUAAUGGCAACGAGAUGGUUCUGCAAUGGAAAGGAACACAGCUUCUGAGAAUUUCAAUAUGGGCAAAUUGA
Messenger RNA from Neltuma alba, 1530 nucleotides. RefSeq names its product nodulation-signaling pathway 2 protein-like. The transcript is spliced from 2 exons. The record is from RefSeq and is a predicted model, not a curated record. Bases 1 to 1530 code for a protein of 509 amino acids. Lineage: Eukaryota; Viridiplantae; Streptophyta; Magnoliopsida; Fabales; Fabaceae.